GCAUAAUUCCAAUCUCGGUCACGGCUUCCGUCUUCUUCCUGCCGCACGCGUCGUCGCCCAUUCGACGACCGGAGCGGAGCGCUCGGUCUCGGUCUCGGCUUCUGCCUUCCGCACGCGGCCUUCCCAUCGCAACGAGGAAACCUGGACGUUGCAAAGGGUGAGGGGUGCUGAAGAAUUGUCCCUCGGCAGUUUACAAGGCAGGAAGUUAUAUGACCUGCAUGAAUUUUGGUAACUACGGAGCCAAAUAAGAUUCGGUCCAACGCCAAAGUAGCAGUGCAGUGAUAAGUGCUGGAGGGACAAUGCUUGAGGAUUUCUUUACUCUUACUGAGAUGAAAGAUGGCAUUUCAACUGUUGCAAGAAUUGGAGAGCUGGUAUCUGAGAUCCAGAAGCUAAAAAAUGCUGUUGGGCUUAACACAGCUGACAUGAUAAGGCAGUGUUCAACGGCUGCAAACACACUGGCAUCCACCAAAAACGAAGAGUGUCUUCAGUAUUUCAUUCAGCUAAAUGGUGUUGGUCUUCUCAACCAUUGGCUUCGGGAUGCUCAAAAUCGUGGCGAGGAUGUCAGGAAUUCAGCAGAAGGUCUAAUAGUUGCAAUAUUAACUGCGUUGGAGUGUCUUCCAAUUGAUAAUGAGCAGCCAACUUCUUGUGGAGUUAUGUCUACUGUUCGUAAUCUUCUUGCUCAUGGAAAUGCCAAUAUCAACCAAAAGGCACGGGCACUUUGUCAGAAAUGGGGCAGUGUACCAAAAUAUGGUACAAAGGGCCAACAUUUUGAUACAAAAGAGGCAUGUCAGACCGAUCAACUUAAGCUUACAGGAGCUAGCCAGGAGACAGAAAAUGAUAAACAGAGUGGAGCAAAUGAAGUUGGAAAUUCUGUUGAAGAAUCAAAGCCUGAGGUGAUGACUUGCUCAGAUGCCCAUUUUCCUGAUCCUUCCUUGACUAAUGAUAAUACAGGUGGAACAAAGCAACCGCCCAUGCUAACAUCCCCAAGUUUCUCAAAUGGAAAUGCCACUUUAGGAGAUGUGAACUCCUUGGUAUCAUCUCCUGCAUGUCAUGUGGGUUUAAAAAAUGUGUCCAUCACCAAGGAGACUUCUGCUUCCAAUGAUGUAGGCUUGGCCACUAAUGGCAUGCACCGAUCAAACUCUAUAAAUGCAAAGAGUGGUACUGGUCAAGAUGCACCAGUGGAUGUGACUACAGCGGCCACAUCUAUAGAGCCUAAUAAACCUGACAAUCUGUUUGUUAGUAACACAAUGAAUAUGGAGGACACUAUUGUUUCGACUAGCUCGAGUAUCAAGGAAUCAGGUCGAUUUGCAGCAGAAAGAUUACAUUUGGAGAAGGAUACAGCAGAAACUUUGAACCAUCUUGCAAUUGUAACCCGUGAUUUGAAAUAUUUGUCCGAGGAAAGUACAGGCAAAGAAGAGGGACCUACAUCAUCAUCUAGUUCAGAUGGUAUGGGCAUAGGCAAUGAUUUUAUGUUGAAGAGAUGUAUGAAGAGCUUUGGGGAUUCCUCAAAGGCAACAGAGACAAACAUGAGAGCACUAAAAGGGGAGAAAUCAACACCACUAACAGACUAUGAUGAUACCGAUGCACUAGAAGUAGCGCGUUUGGUUGCUAUUGAGGUGGAGCGGGAAGUCAUUGAUUACAGAGGACCCUUUUGUGGUUCUCCUGAUAUUAAUUCCAGGAAUGCUGAUAGUCCUGACUUGGAAGCACGGAGGCAGCUUGAACCUGUUGUCGAUGAAUUGAAUGACGAUAAAUCCGCCAGUACAGGUGUUGAUUCAGGAAGUUCCUCAUCUCUUAAGGAGGAUGGGUCGGGCAUUACAGAUGGCAGUGGGCCUAUCAGUAGAAAAAAUACACGGAGUGGGGACCUGGGUGACUUCGAUCUUAAUGAAAAUCAGUGCGCCGAGGAAACUGAUUGUAAUCCAAAGUCCGUUCUUAGCAAUUCUGUCAACUUGUCGACACCUAUAGCUGUGGCUGCUUCAAGAGCCUCAUCUGUGUUUCCUGCUCGGCUCCACUUUGAAGGUGAACUUGGAUGGAAAGGCUCUGCUGCAACCAGUGCUUUUCGACGAGCUUCUCCUCGGCGAACUCCUGAUGCAGAGAAGUCGUUGUCAGCUUCUUCACAUAAAACAAGCAACAUGUUUGAUUUAAAUGUAGCCGACAGUGAUAGUGCUACUUCUGGCGAGCUGCUUUCAACAGCAAUACUGCCAGCUUCUUCUGACCUAGCUUCCAAGGAUACUUCUGCAGCAGUUGGUGUGAGUGGAGGACUCAAACUUGACCUUAACUGCUCAUGUGGCGAUGAGGAAGAUGCUAUCGCUGCAAGCAAUGUACCGCCAUUGUGGAACCGCCAACAAUUUAAUGGCAAUUGGAGCCAACCUUCUUCCUCCUCAUCUUCAAGACAACCUGCAGUCAGAAACUUUGACUUGAAUGACAACAUGUCAAUCGCUGAUGGUUCUGCACGAGAAAUUGAUAGAUCUUUUGUCAAGACUCCUGCAGGGGAUAUGUCAGACCAUUCUUCAGUCACAAUUAUGGGUAAGAGGAUAAUUGUCGGACAGAAAGAACAUGGCCACCAACAGCAGCAUAACUUUCUGGGACCAAGUGCAGGAUCUAGAGUUCCUGCAAGAUCUAUUCAAUCUUAUGCACAUACUCCUGAUUAUAGCGUUGUCAGUUAUCCAUCUCAACCUGCUGUGUCUUUCCCCCCGGCUUUCUAUGCACCAGGGGGUGUCCCAUACAUGGUUGAUGCAAAGGGCGCACCAGUGAUACCGCCGCUGUCAGGCUUAGGCCUUGGCAUUUCUCAUCCAUCAUUCAGCACCAGAGCAGCCCCACCCUCAUCUGCUGAAUUGAGUUAUUAUCAUCCUAGCAUGGAUUUCAAUUACGGGCUCCCAGCUGAAGGUGCACGUAGGGAAGCUGGAAACUACUGGCCCGUGCUCUACCAAGGCACGACCAUCUUUGUUGAUGAACGCACAAGGAAUAUGUCACAGGGUGGUAGUUCUGGGUUGGCACCGAAGCGAAAAGAGCCAGAGUCAGGUUGGGACAUGUACCCGCGUCGCUGAGCAUGAAGUUUUGUUAGGUUUGAAGACGUACGAGGAGAACUGAAUAAGGUGAGCUACAGGUAGAUUUCAGAGAUGUUGACAUGGCAUGGACAUUGUUGGCUGCUGGAAAGCUUGUGUAGAUUUGGUUCUUUGUGAGUGUAUUAGCCUUUUUAGUUUAACAUAAAAUAGCGAAAUUGCUCUCCACGGAAAGCUGAAAUUAUGUAUAUCAUCGUAUAACUUAUAGAUGAAAUGCUUCAUUUUGUGAUC
This is a messenger RNA of Phragmites australis (common reed), 3290 nucleotides long. RefSeq lists its product as uncharacterized. NCBI's taxonomy places the organism in Eukaryota, Viridiplantae, Streptophyta, Magnoliopsida, Poales, Poaceae. The coding region runs from base 300 to 3044 and encodes 914 amino acids. The transcript is spliced from 4 exons. The record is from RefSeq and is a predicted model, not a curated record.